This is a messenger RNA of Lottia gigantea (owl limpet), 1302 nucleotides long. RefSeq lists its product as hypothetical. Gene Ontology annotation, molecular function: serine-type carboxypeptidase activity. NCBI's taxonomy places the organism in Eukaryota, Metazoa, Mollusca, Gastropoda, Lottiidae. The record is from RefSeq and is a predicted model, not a curated record. Bases 1 to 1302 code for a protein of 433 amino acids. The transcript is spliced from 11 exons. Gene Ontology annotation, biological process: proteolysis.
AUGUGGAAAAAUGGCGUUGAUCCAGGGCAACCCAUUUUCUUGACGCCUUACUUGGAACAUGGAUACAUAGAGCAAGCCAGAGAGGUCAGUAAAUUAGACAGUUUAAGAGGAAUACCUCUGACAAGCUAUGCUGGUUUCCUUACCGUCAAUAAACAAUCCAAUAGUAAUAUGUAUUUCUGGUUCUUUCCUGCACAGGAAAAUCCUUCCGAGGCACCAGUAUUAUUAUGGUUACAGGGUGGACCUGGAAGCUCCUCGUUAUUUGGAUUAUUUGUUGAAAAUGGUCCAUAUACAGUGUUAGAAGAUGGUACAUUGACAUUGAAGAAUAUAACAUGGAACAAGAAAUAUUCAAUGUUAUAUAUAGAUAAUCCAGUAGGGACUGGAUUUAGUUUUACUCAGAAUGAUGAGGGAUAUGCUAGAACUGAAACUGAUGUUGCAGCCAAUCUAUAUAAUGCUCUGACCCAGUUCUUUCAAAUAUUUACAGAUUAUCAGAAAAAUGAUUUUUACGUUACUGGUGAGUCUUACGGUGGGAAAUAUGUUCCUGCCAUAUCAUACGCCAUUCAUACUAACAAUCCAAAAGCUCAAACUAAAAUAAAUUUCAAAGGAAUGGCAAUAGGAGAUGGCUUAUGUGAUCCAGAAACAAUGAUGGAUAAAUAUGCUUCAUAUAUGUACAGUAUUGGUACUUUGGAUGAAAAUCAGAGAGAUUACUUUCAACAACAGACAGAUACAGUGGUCAACUUGAUUAAAGACAAGGAUUACACUGCAGCGUUUCAAGUGUUCGACCAGCUUCUACUGGGUGGUGGUUAUUACCAAAAUGUAUCAGGAAGUACAGAUUAUUAUAAUUUUCUCAGAUGGCAGUCACCAGAAGCAAUGGGAUACUAUGUCCAGUUAUUGGCUGAUCCUGCAGUAAGAAAGGCAAUUCAUGUUGGUAAUUUAACGUACAAUGAUGGUCGAAAGGUGCAAGAAUACCUCACAAAUGACUUCAUGCAGUCUGUAAAACCAUGGAUAGCUGUGCUGAUGGAUAACUAUAAGGUUAUGAUAUAUAAUGGUCAACUAGAUAUUAUUAUAGCUGUACCGUUAACAGAAUCCUGGUUACAAACUGUACCAUGGUCUGGUCUAGAUGAUUAUAAGAAGGCUCCACGUGGCAUAUGGAAAGUAAAUGAUGAUAUUGCUGGUUAUUAUAGACAAGUUAAAAAUUUCUACCAGAUCAUUGUAUUAGGAUCCGGGCAUAUACUACCAUACGAUCAACCUGCACGAGGAUUUGAUAUGAUUCAGCGAUUUGUUGACAGCAGUGGGUUUUCUUAA